ACAUGGCCCGUCACUUCUUCUGUCUCAACCCCACGCUUGGCUCUGACAGUGAAGCCUUGCUAGGUGUCGCGCACUCCAGCUCCCGAGCCGGUCAAACUAAGCAGGCUAGCCGACGAUCUAAUUUAAAAAAAAAAAAAAAAAAAAAACACAAACAAGCCCUCGCCUCAGGGACAGUUAGCUUCAGCAAGGCGCUCGGGACUCGAGCUAAACGUUGUUUGGCAGCCCACGAAAGGGGGGGGGGGAAAAACAAAAAGAAAGAUGUCAAAAGACACAGAGGGGAAGAGCGAGAAAAUCAUGGAUAUCGAGAGCAAGGUGUUGUGGUACCCGGACUCCAAGAGGAACACGCAGAUGGACAAGUUUAGGAUACAGGUCAACCGGGAUUACGGACUUAAUCUGGCGAACUACAGCGACCUGUACCAGUGGUCGGUGGACAGCUACCCAGUGUUCUGGGCAAAGGUGUGGCGCUUCUGUGGAGUGGUCUUCUCCAAACCCCACGAGGAGGUGGUGGAUGCGUCCAAGCAGAUCUCAGAUGUUCCAGAGUGGUUUAAAGGGGCUCGGCUCAACUACGCUGAGAACCUGCUCAAACAUGCGGACCAGGACAAAGUGGCUCUGUACGCCGCAAGAGAGGCAAAUGAGGAGAUUGUGAAGGUGACGUUUGGGGAGCUCAGGCGUGAUGUGGCAUUGUUUGCUGCAGCCAUGAGGAAGAUGGGAGUCCAGACUGGAGACAGGGUUGUAGGCUACCUACCCAAUGGCAUCCAUGCAGUGGAGGCCAUGUUAGCUGCAGCCAGCAUUGGAGCCAUUUGGAGCUCCACAUCUGUCGACUUCGGAGUCAACGGUGUCCUUGACAGGUUUUCUCAAAUCCAGCCCAAACUUAUCUUGUCUGUUGCCGCCGUGGUUUACAAUGGCAAAACACAUGACCACAUGGAAAAGCUGAUAAGUGUUGUCAAAGGUCUGCCUGACCUGAAGAAAGCAGUUGUGAUUCCCUACGCUCGCUCCAAACACGAGACUGACCUCUCCAAGAUCCCCAACAGUAUAUUUAUAGACGAUUUCUUGGCAUUGGGGCGUGGUGAGGCCGGCCAGUUUCCUCAGUUGGAGUUUGAGCAGCUUCCAUUCAGUCAUCCUCUGUUCAUCAUGUACUCCUCUGGAACCACGGGAGCUCCUAAAUGUAUGGUCCACUCUGCUGGGGGCACACUCAUCCAACACUUGAAGGAACACAUUCUCCAUGGCAAUAUGACCAGCAGUGAUGUCAUCAUUUACUACACUACGACUGGCUGGAUGAUGUGGAACUGGCUGGUGUCUGCUCUGGCAGUGGGAGCCUCAGUGGUUUUAUAUGACGGUUCACCGCUAAUGCCCACACCCAAUGUACUGUGGAACCUGACAGACCAGCUGGGCAUCACUAUCUUUGGUACCGGGGCCAAGUGGCUGUCUGUGCUGCAGGAGAGGAACCUGAAACCCGCGGAAACACACAACCUCCAGUCUCUCCACACCAUCCUGUCUACUGGCUCGCCUCUCAAACCUCAGAGCUACGAUUACGUCUACCGCUGCAUCAAGAGCAACGUGCUGCUCGGCUCUAUCUCAGGUGGCACUGACAUCGUGUCAUGUUUCAUGGGUCAGAACCCAACAGUUCCAGUGUACCGGGGUGAGGUCCAAACAAGAAAUCUCGGCAUGGCUGUGGAAGCCUGGAGCCUUGAUGGUAAGCCUGUAUGGGGAGAAAGUGGGGAGCUUGUCUGCUUCAAGCCAAUCCCCUGCCAGCCAACACACUUUUGGAAUGAUGAGAAUGGGAGCAAAUACCACAAAGCAUACUUUUCUACAUAUCCUGGUGUGUGGGCUCAUGGAGACCACUGUAAAAUCAACCCAAAGACAGGAGGCAUUGUCAUGCUGGGCAGAAGUGAUGGUACAUUGAACCCCAACGGAGUCCGAUUUGGCAGCUCGGAGAUCUACAACAUUGUGGAGGCGUUUGAGGAAGUGUCAGACAGCCUUUGCGUUCCUCAGUACAAUGCCAACGGCGAAGAGCGAGUUAUUUUGUUCUUAAAGAUGGCACCUGGUAAGCCCUUCUGUCCGGAGUUGGUGGCGAAGAUUAAAGGAGCCAUUAGAAAAGCCCUGUCUGCCCGACACAUCCCCGCUCUGCUGCUGGAGACCAGAGACAUUCCUUACACCAUCAGUGGUAAGAAGGUGGAGGUGGCUGUGAAACAGGUGAUUGCUGGCCGGGAGGUGGCGCAGAGAGGGGCUUUCUCCAACCCUGAUUCGCUGGACCUCUACAAGAACAUUCCUGAACUGCAAAACUAUUAGAGAGGACCUGCAAAAAAAGAACCAUCUGAUGAGAAUUCAGCUCUGUUUUUAAAUGAUCUUCAUUCACAUUUACAGGUACAGGAAUACAUGCAAAGUGCAGUGCAAGGGUAGUUUACAAAGGCACCUUGAGCUUUUGUACAGGACAUGAAAAGAAAUAUUUAUCUCAAAAUAACGCUAAAAUCGUACAAAUAAGUUAUAUAGAGAAUAAUAAACCUAUGGUACAGUCAGAUGAGACUUGAAAACAUGAGGUGUACUGCUCCAUAGGCUAGUUUACAAUCAAGUGAUCCAGUGAUCCAAAGCUGAAUCCAAGUAAAUGUUGAACUGGAUUCAGCUUUGGAUGUAAUAUGAAGUGCUAAGAAGUCACUUGUGAGCAAGCUCAUGCUCUGACGCCACUGACAAUGGAGAAGUGAAAUUUAGCAUUAAGCACUUUGCUUUGGCUUCACAGCCUGAUUGCUAUCAGCUAGUGAAGAACCAUAUCUCUCUGUGUCACCUGCUUUAUCCCCAAUGUUGGUUCUGAGUGGGUCCCAGGCUGAAAAUCCAUGGAAGUGUGCAGAUAGACACACACACACAAACCUGGGAUUAACACCUCAGCGUGGCUCAUAUCACCAUAUCAUUGUAAUGUGGUGCGUCUUUCUGUAUUAAAUGUGUAUAUAUAUGGAUACAUAUUUUGUGGAUCGUGGAACAUUAUAAUUAUGCCUUUUAAAGACAGUGACCCAAACCUGUUAACCAAUGUUAUUCACAGAUUCUCGUGGGUUUUAACAGGUCACAAGAUGUAGUUUGAUUAAAUGAACCCGAGAUCCCAGAUGAAACAAAAUUUACUGAACAUUUGUCCCAACCUAAAAGCUAUUGGACUUUUGUGUGUUACAUGCUCAAUCCUAGCCCUAACGUUGACUCCAUUUCAUUCAUGACGUCUUUUAGCCACAUUAGCCCUCACUUAUCAAAGUUGUUUAACAAACGUGUCAAGUCAAAAUCAGGUGUGAUCUGAAAGUAAGCAAACGUUCAUAUCACCAGAACAGCCUGUAUUUAUUAGUUCCAUAUCAAUGUUCCAUGUUUGUCAUAACUCUCUGUACCGAUACAGAAGCAACAUUUUCUUACUGGACUUACUAAUUUUUUUAAGGGUUCUUCUUGUUUGUCUUAUAAUUCAGCCUUUGUCACUUGUUUCCGUAUUUUAAGCAUGUUUAAAGGUAUGAAUGUGAACAAGGCACGUGGAAAACUCUGCAUUUCAUCUUUAUUGUCAUAUUCACUGCUUAGAUUAGAUUGGUUACAUUACUUCUUCCCCGUUGAGUCUUUGACCACUGGUAUUGCUACAUUGCUAUGGGACGACCUGGAUCCCUGUUUUGUUUGUUUCUUGUGCGCACACACGAGAAUGCGAAUGAUGGGAUAAACUACAUAUUCCUCCCAAUGGUGUCACACUUUCAGCUUUUCAAGGGGUUUAUGAGGUGGGAAAUUAAUUGAAAAAACAGAACUUUAAUUAUUUGGAAGACAGCUCAACGGGGUGAUUCUCAAACUUGCAUAGGUUCUCGAGGAGUCAAGGAUCAUAAUGCGAUAGCUGUACACUUUGCUCUUUAGUACUGUAUAUGUGACAUUGUCGACGGUGAAAUCUGGUGAGAAAUGGCUGAUCUGCUUUUCCAUUAUGUAGUAUGCAGUAUGCAUGCAGGUUAUGCCUUUUUUUUUUUUAAUUUCUUUUUUUUUUUAAAUUUUUAUCCGCAGCAAACAUUAUAAUAGGCCAAGAGUUUGCAAACAUAAUCUUUUUGUCUUACAUGAAAAUAAUAAGUCAAUAGUAUUUGGUCCUUCCAUGUCCACCUUUAGUGAAUCUGCAAGUGUAUUUUUUUUGUGUCUGGAUCAUUUGAUCUUUCACACAACGGCAUGAUGAUGAGGGUCAUUGUCUAGGUCUAGUUUACGUUGGAAGCUGACAGCGUCAUGAACGGAUGUGAACUCUUUUCACUUGCUCACCUUGGCAAUUUUUCAGUGUGGAGUUUUUCAAGGAUAUAUCUGCAUUGAAAACCGAGAGUACUAAGGGAGAUUUUUUU
This is a messenger RNA of Xiphias gladius (swordfish), 4319 nucleotides long. RefSeq names its product acetoacetyl-CoA synthetase (gene aacs). Gene Ontology annotation, cellular component: cytosol. Gene Ontology annotation, molecular function: acetoacetate-CoA ligase activity. The record is from RefSeq and is a predicted model, not a curated record. Gene Ontology annotation, biological process: positive regulation of insulin secretion; lipid metabolic process. The transcript is spliced from 18 exons. NCBI's taxonomy places the organism in Eukaryota, Metazoa, Chordata, Actinopteri, Istiophoriformes, Xiphiidae. The coding region runs from base 259 to 2289 and encodes 676 amino acids.